AUGGGCGAGCCCGAGUACGAGAGCGUGGUGCUGGUGAAGCAGGAGGUAUUUGUGUACAAAAUACCGCCCCGGCAGAGCAACCGAAGCUAUCGAGCGGCGGACUGGAACCUACUCGAUCCAAUCUGGACCGGCCGGUUGCGGAUGGUGGCGAAAGGACGCUCCCUUUGCGUGAAGCUAGAGGACAAGACCAGCGGGACGCUGUUCGCAAACUGUCCGAUCGAGAGCUACCCGGGAGUCGCGAUCGAAGCAGUUUCGGACAGCUCGCGCUACUUCGUACUGCGGAUACAAGAUGGUAACGGGCGAACCGCCUUCAUUGGGCUCGGCUUUGGCGAUCGUUCCGACUCGUUCGAUCUGAACGUUGCGCUUCAGGAUCACUUCAAGUGGGUGAAGAACGAGGAGAAAAUCGAGAAGGAGAAGGUCGAACCAAAGCAGCAACUUGAUCUUGGUUUCAAAGAGGGCGAAACUAUUAAGAUUAACAUGAAAAUUACGAAAAAGGACGGCUCGGAGGCGUCCUCACGGCUGACGGGCAAAAAGACGGGCACCGGUGGUCUGUUGCCCCCACCACCGGGUGGAAACAAGAUUAGUCCACCACAGGCCAGUUCGCCUUCGCACCAGCAGCAGCCGGGUGCGCCUCCUUCAUCGUCUGGAGCUGGCGGACCAACGGAGUGGGGCGAAUUUACUUCCGCCGGGUACGCAGAACUUUCCAUUCCGAGUCGAUUGAAGCGUUUAACGCCCUUUCCCUUUUUUAUUCAAUUAUCGCGCAGCGUCCAGAGUUCCGGCGCAGAUACGGCCGCUAAGACUAGCAAACCCAACGUAAACUGGGUGCAGUUUUAAGCUAUCGCCGAGCAUUCCUGGUUGAGCGUCGGAUACGGCCGAACAUGUUACAGAUACGAUAUCGUUGUGGUCGAUGUAUUUAGUUGAACGAAUAUAUCGCGCUGGUUCAGUUUGCAUUUCGCAGUAUCCCUCGAUUGCUGAAUUCCGUAGGACUGAGGAUUGGGGAAAUGAUACUAAAUGUCACCAGAAACGGUUUAAUAGAGCUAAUUCCCUCUGUCCCCGCAGAAUCAGCAUCUUUUGCAUACACACAUAUACUUAGCAGCCAUGUGUGCAUGUUUGGGCAAAGGAUAUCUCUC
Molecule: messenger RNA, 1130 nt
Organism: Anopheles nili
Lineage: Eukaryota; Metazoa; Arthropoda; Insecta; Diptera; Culicidae
Product: NECAP-like protein CG9132
Exons: 2
Coding region: 1-834 (277 amino acids)
Biological process (GO): endocytosis
Cellular component (GO): clathrin vesicle coat; membrane
Source: RefSeq, a predicted model, not a curated record